AUGUCGGAAAGUUCCUGGACAGAAUGGUCCCAGAACGUCAUCUCUACUCUCCAAGAUUCCGUUACCUCCUUCCUCGUGUCCACCGAAAACCGCGCCGAUGCCCUCCGCGCCUACAUCGCUGAGCACCCCAGUGCCUCGUUCCGAGAUAACCCCUGGGCCCUAAUGGCCGCAAUCGAGGACUUUGCCACUACCAAAUCCCAUAUGAUGAUCUUCCGGGAGUCGAAGAUGAGGAUCGCGCGUGCCGCACUAGAAGCCAUGCCGGUGAAACCGAAGGUGAUACUGGAGUUUGGAACAUACGUGGGCAACUCGGCCCUGGCAUGGGGUGCCAUCCUGCAAAGUCUGCACGGGGCGGAUGCGGCCGCGCAGGGGUGCAGAGUAUAUACUUUCGAGAUAGAUCCGGGGAUGGUGCGUGUCGCGAGAGAGUUCAUUCAGCUGGCUGGAUUGGACGAUGUGGUGCACGUUUUGGAAGGGCCUGCGGCGGAGUCGGUAAAGAGGUUGUAUGAGGAGGGGAAAAUUGCUCGGGGUGGAGUGGACAUGGUCUUUUUCGAUCAUUGGGAGAAGUACUAUUUGCCGGAUCUGUUGCUGUGUGAAGACUUGCGGGUCUUGAGGGAGGGAUCGUUAGUGAUUGCGGAUAAUACGGAUAUGCCUGGUGCACCGCAGUAUCUGAAACAUGUGAGGUCGGGGGGUGGUGGGGUACUAGGCAUGGUGAGGUAUGAGAGCAAAGCGUUUGAGAGUACCACGCAAAUAGGAGUACCGAAUAUUGUGGAGAUUAGCACCGUUGUUGAGACAUAGGGUGGAAAACCAUCCCACACAGAGUGAGUUCCUGCUGGAAGGCUGGUACCAUUUCGGCAGGAAUAUCUUCAUUGUCAAUCUCGAUCCUCGAUAACGAUGAAAUGUAUAUUUAUAAGGUCAAGACCAUUUUAUCAGCA
Messenger RNA from Aspergillus sclerotioniger CBS 115572, 929 nucleotides. RefSeq names its product O-methyltransferase. The record is from RefSeq and is a predicted model, not a curated record. Bases 1 to 792 code for a protein of 263 amino acids. The transcript has 3 exons. Lineage: Eukaryota; Fungi; Ascomycota; Eurotiomycetes; Eurotiales; Aspergillaceae. Gene Ontology annotation, molecular function: O-methyltransferase activity.